GGAAAUCGUUCUCCCAUGGGCUCCUCUUCCGCCUCUAUGGCUCCUGCGAGCCCCGAGGCCGAGCCUACGCCAGAACUGGCAACACCUGCAUUAGCACCUGCGUGUCCAGCCGUGCCAGACGCGCCAGAAGUCACGCCAGAUGAAAAUGAGGCGGAGGAACUCGUGCAGCUGGCACGGCCCACGCUCGACAGCGAGGUGCCAAGCCCCAACGCUGCGCAGAGCCUCGACUCCCGGGAAUUGGAGUGCAUGCAGUGUGAAAGUUUGCUCUUUGAGCCAACCACACUGGAAGAUGGCUUCACUGUUUGCCGGCCCUGCGUGAAAAAGCGCCGCCUCGCCACACCAGAACCCACCGGAGCUGACGUGCCGUGGGGUGGAACUGCCCCUGCGCUUGGCUUUGGGAGUGCCACCAAUGUGAUCUUGAGUGACUUGCUGGGUCGAUGCCCAGAAGCGCAAACCCAGGCUGCAGAAGCGAGGCAACGAGGUAAUCGUUUGUUCGGCGACGGAAAGUAUUUGGAAGCAUGCGAAGCAUACUCAGAGGCAAUGUCCAAAUCUCCUGACAUCGUUGUGCUGUGCAAUCGAUCCCUCGCACGACUGAAGCUGGAAGACACCGAAGCUGCCCUGGCUGAUGCGCGGCUGGCCGUUGCCAAAGCUUCCAUAUGCAGCGGCCCGGCCAUGUUGGCCAAGGCCUGGCUGCGUGUCGGCCAAGCUUUGGGGCAAAGCAGUGCAGCUUGUGCCGCUUAUGCCCUGGCACGGGGAGGUGCUGCUGCCAGCGAUUUGCAAGAGUUGUGCUCCAAGAUGUCAAGGAACGACCUGCAAAAGGUAAAAGAUUGGCUUCGGGAUGGCCGCUGCCCUCCGAUUGAGGACACCCUUCCUGCACUAGACAAAGCGGACAAAGCGGACAAAGCCAAUCCUGAAUUUGAUGAGGACUGGCUGAGAAGUCAGCUGGAGUGUCCACUGUGCCUGGGCCUGUAG
Molecule: messenger RNA, 972 nt
Organism: Cladocopium goreaui
Lineage: Eukaryota; Dinophyceae; Suessiales; Symbiodiniaceae
Source: the annotation of a GenBank genome assembly